AUGGCAAUGGACGGUCUCAUAGAUCUCAGCUGCAUAAAACAUAGCUGGGAAGGUGACUGCGACACUCCGCUGGGACUGGAGUCUGGAGCCAUCCCGGACUCGGCGCUCUCUGCCAGCUCCAGCUACGUUGGAAGCGUCGGGCCGCGCUAUGGCAGGUUGCGCAGCGAGCGCGGCGGCGGCGCGUGGUGCCCCAAGUCGCAGGUGUCGCGCGGGGUGCGCGAGUGGCUGUCGGUGGCGCUGGCCGGCGUGCACGUGGUGACGGCGGUGCACACGCAGGGCCGCUACGACCACGCGCGCGGCCAGGAGUACGCCGAGGAGUACUCCGUCGAGUACUGGCGGCCCGGCCUGCGCGACUGGAGGACCUACCGCCGCUGGGACGGCAAGCAGAUCCUGAGCGGAAACAGCGACACAGCCACGGUCGUGACGCACCGCCUGCUGCCCGCCAUCUUCGCCAGCCAGCUGAGGGUGUUGCCUUACAGCGUCCACCGCAGGACCGUCUGCCUGCGAAUGGAGGUCUCUGGUUGCCCCGCCACGGGAGGCGUCGUGUCCUACUCGAUCCCGGAGGACACGGUGGCGGUGUCGCAGGAGCUGUCGGACGCCACGUACGACGGGGAGCACCGCGGCGGCAUGCUGGUGGCCGGGCUCGGCCGCCUCGUGGACGGACAGCUGGGCGCCGACAACUUCCGCAUCGACGUCGGAUACGGCAGAGGUAACGGCUGGGUGGGCUGGACCAACGACUCCUACCCGAAUGGUUUCGUGGAGCUCCUUUUCGAGUUCGACCAGGUCCGCAACUUCAGCGCCGUUCAUAUUUUCACCAACAACUUUUUCAGGAAGGAUGUUCAGGUGUUCGGCCGCGCUCUGGUGUCGUUCAGCAUCGGCGGCUCCGAGUUCCCGGGGCGGCCGCUGAGCUUCACGUACAUGCCGGACCUGGCGCUGGAGAACGCGCGCACCGUCACCAUCCGGCUUCACAGCCGCGUCGGCCGCUUCGUCCGGCUGCGACUCUUCUUCGCCGCCCGCUGGAUCAUGAUCAGCGAGGUCUCUUUCGAAUCUGUUCCAGUGUUCGGAAAUUUCACUGAGGAACUCGAUAUCGAUUACGGUGACGAGGAAAUUGUUUUGGAUUCCAGAGAGGUCGUUGAGCCAGUCAGCAACAUAGAAACAAUCGCGGUGACAGCCGAGGUGGACGUCGGCGAAGGAGGCCACGUGGAGGUGGUGAUCGGCGUGCUGACGGCGGUGAUGCUGCUGCUGCUCGUCGUCUUCGUGGUGAUCCUGGCGCUCAGCAGGAGGCACAAGAUGCAGGCCGGCUCCUCACCCACGCUGCUCAGGAACCCGUUCAGCGGAGUCACCCUCAACAUGAAGGACCUGCUGCUGAGCCUGACGCCGGUGGCGAGCAGCGCAGUCCUUCCGCGAGACGCGCAGCACAGCCCCGACGUUCCGUCCGUCACACCGGACACCUCCAGCCGCAGCCGCUACUCUACGCUGCGCUCGCACGCCGAGGACGUGGACGGCGGGCUGCUGGGCCUGGGGCUGGGCCAGACGCCGCUGCACGCGCUGCUGCCCGCGCAGACCGCCAGCGCCGCCGUCGCGCCUCUCGUGCCCGUCGUGGACCUGCCGCCGCCCCCGCCGCUGGCGCAGACAGCGCCGCUGCCGCCCCCGCCGCCGCCUGAGGAGGACGCGUCCGAGGCCAGCACGGGCGCGGCGUCAGCAGGGGCGGGCCGUCAAUUCCACAGCCUGCAGCCGCCCCAGCACCGCACCGCCACCACCGGCCGCGGGCGAACCUCCCCCCGGCCACCUGCCUCUACGGCACCUGCAGCCACUGUUGACCGCCGCCGCUGCCACACCGCCCCCAGGGAAAACAGGAGGGCGCCGCCGGCAGUGACGUGGAACAUCGCGCCCAGCAUGGGCCGCCCCUACAAGUGCCGGGAGGCGGAGCUCACAGACAUCCCGCGCCGCUGCCUCAGGGUCGUCGAGAAGGUCGGCUCCUGCCACGCCGGAGAGGUGUUCCUGUGCGAGACGGAGGGCCUGCAGGAGGUGGUGCCGGACUGCGGGCGAACAGUGGCGGUGAGGACGCUGCGCGCCGACGGCAGCGGCGGCGGCGCUCCCGGCGCCUCUAGCGGCGACGCGCUGCGCGAGCUGCGGCUGCUGGCGGCGCUCAGCGACGCCCACGUGGCGCGCGUGCUCGGCGUCUGCGUGUCGCCCGACCAGCCUGCCUGCUGGGCCGUCGUGCAGUACCCGGAGCUGGGCGAUCUCGCGCUCUACCUCCAGUACCACGCCGCCACCAGGCCGCCGCUCAGCUAUGGGUGCCUCAUGUACAUGGCGACGCAGGUAGCCGCGGGAAUGAAGUACCUCGAGUCGAGAAACCUCGUUCACAAGGACCUGGCGGCCAGGAACUGCCUGCUGGGCCCCGGCUACGCUGUGAAGGUGGCGGAUCUGGCGAUGAGCAGCGACCUCUACAAGCGGGACUACUGCGACAUCGGCGGCCGGCCAGCGGCGCCCAUCCGUUGGCUGCCCUGGGAGAGCAUCCUGCUGGAUCGCUACACGCCAGCGAGCAGCGUGUGGUCUUUCGGUGUGACGCUCUGGGAGAUCCUGAGUCUGGCUGGUGAGCGGCCCUUCCAGCACCUGUCCAACGAGGAGGUCAUCCAGAAUGCCGAACACAUGUACUACGGCGGGGAGCUACAGGUUCUGCUGCCGAAACCAAACUUGUGUCCUGCGGAAAUCUACGAUCUGAUGUGCGAUUGCUGGAAGAGGGAUGAGGACGUUCGGCCCACAUUCAAGGAACUGCACGCCUUCUUAAGACUGAAGAAUGCUGGGUACAGACCUGGAGAGUGAUGGCCCAUUUCCGUCGAUUACUGACUGCUGGUAGCUGACACUUUGUUCAGCCAUUGUGUCUAUGGCUGGCUUAGUUUGAUUUGAAGCUCUUAAUGAUGUUUGACUGAUAUGAAACCAAGCGUUCAAAAGUUCUCCGAUCCCAGGAAAUUAUUUCUACAUUCAUUCCACGAACAGAACUGAAAAUGUCGCAUUCAACGCCUGGUCUAAUGCCAAAAUGAAAAGGUGAUGUUUUGCUACAGAUUUUGCGAGGCGAUAGAGCAAUUCCUGUGAUGGAAGUUCUAACAAUUUAAUAACAUUGCAGUCUUAGGCAUACGGGUGUGAAGAGUGUUCUGUUUUAUGUUUGAGUGAUAGACAUUAGACUAAAUUUUUAGAUCGAUUUGUAUGUUGUGGCAGAGGCUCCGAUGUGUAACAUAUCCCUAUCAAUCCUAUAAUUCAUAAGUGACAAAGUCGUUGUUUACCACAGUUCACGUUUGUGGCUAGUGCUUCCAGAUAUCUGAAUAAGUGACGUGUGCGUUACGACAUUCAACGACCGUGCUAUUCAGAUAAAGACGUAUUUUGUGUGCUAUUUUGGUAAAUGCAAUGUUACAAACUUUCUGAAAAGAGUCCAGGCGAAUAAAUGCAUCCAGAAGUAACCCGGCACAAGUAAACAGAAUAACGUAAAAUCAUCAACGCUUUUAAUAUAGUGAAUCAUACCUAUAGCACCCCACGUAAUGAGUAGCAACGAAUAUAAAUGAUUUUGCAACUCAGUGGAUACCAUUGUACAUACAGUUGAUUGCAGAGUAGUGCUGUACAAAUUUUGCGGGACAAUCAGAGGCUUCUUUAACCUAAUCCUUCACUCUGUACCUUCUCCUUCUACCUCAUUUCGCCGAAGUGAUCUUGUGAUAGUGCUAAUUCUAAAGCUGACAAGUAGAGCAAGAAUUUCUUCCGCUGAGAUAACCUAUUUAUCCUGUAAUAACCUCACAAAUUUUUAUGAAGAUUUUUCUAAUACGUCUCGUCUUAUUUUUGUAAUUGUACUUGGCGUAAUUUACUAUAUCACGUCUUCUGACGUGUGUAUCCAAUGUUACUUAUUUCAAUCGGCUAUUUUCGACGUAAUAAUGAAAUAUGUGGUUCCUCAAGCAAAAGGAAAUGCCAAAGGUACUAUUUCCUGCGCACGUAGCUUCCCUUACGCUUUCACGAUGGGUUAUUAAAAUAAAAAGUUAAGAACUGGGCAUUAAUGCAUAGCCUAGAUAAACGAAUAACACUCUCUACGGAUGUCGAAGGAAUUAAAAACUACUGAGCAUGUUGAAUCAGUGUUUACUUUUGUAGAUGGCUUACGCAGUUACACUGAUUGUAUCAUCUUUGAUGAAACAAUGUCAAAUGCUGACUUCUCACUUCGCGAAUCGUUUUCCACUACUUUCUUUCCACAUUCCGACGAAAAACUUUCUACAAAAAAGCAGUCUCGUUGUCUCGAAGUAACUCUACUUUUAAAAACGUUCAAUGUGUAAUGUGAAGAGUAUUUCAAUUCAGUGUGUCGAUUCAAUGAUUUUUAAACGUUUUUAAAUAUAUUUCCGCACAAGUAGGGCUAAGCAUGUACUUUAUGUUACUGCACGUCGAUUGUCAUCAGUGUAAACUAAAAUUUGUUUCUAUGAACUAGUUGUUGUUGUGAAGUGUUGAAGACUGCACGUAAACCACAGUAACAACGACAUCAGUAGGUGUGUGAGCUAUACGGAGUUAUGAGCUCUAGUUAAAACUAAAUAAUCAGCAUAUGAGGAAAUGAAAGUUUCCUUACGGAAACUUAAGCCAGAAAUGUAGAUUAUCUUUUCUUAACAUAGAUUUUUAUAAAUGAAACUACGUGAGUUAGACAAGUAUUUAUUGUAAGCAGUAUUAAUGAAAGUUGUUACCAUCAAACUCUUAUUGAUCAGUAAGUAAAAUUUUAAUUUACGAAUUCAGUUGAAAGUUGAUCAGCAGUAGCAGAAAUUAUUUAUCACUGCACUAAUGUUCUGCUUAUUUUUGUAUCCCUAAUGUGUGCUUGAUAUAAAAUAGAGUCCUUGUAGCAAAAUGGUGUAGUGCAAGGAGUCAGUAGGUUAGCGAGCAUGUAACAGAAGUCUGUCUGUUGGAAGUUGUAUUGUGAUAUUUUCUAUCGUGAAAACCUGUGAACACAUGUCAGAAUUGUGCAGACUUUUAUAUAUAAAUGAUAAACAAGACAUUAUUUGACUUUUUUCCCCCCACACAUUCCACCCUACUCUACUUCUUUUGAGUUACCAAGUUGCUUAA
Molecule: messenger RNA, 5079 nt
Organism: Schistocerca americana (American grasshopper)
Lineage: Eukaryota; Metazoa; Arthropoda; Insecta; Orthoptera; Acrididae
Product: discoidin domain-containing receptor tyrosine kinase B-like
Exons: 17
Coding region: 1-2826 (941 amino acids)
Biological process (GO): multicellular organism development; cell surface receptor protein tyrosine kinase signaling pathway; protein phosphorylation
Cellular component (GO): signaling receptor complex
Molecular function (GO): ATP binding; collagen binding; protein tyrosine kinase collagen receptor activity
Source: RefSeq, a predicted model, not a curated record